Pneumocystis murina B123 is the source of this 533-nucleotide messenger RNA. RefSeq lists its product as hypothetical. Gene Ontology annotation, molecular function: heme binding. The transcript has 3 exons. Bases 216 to 533 code for a protein of 105 amino acids. The record is from RefSeq and is a predicted model, not a curated record. NCBI's taxonomy places the organism in Eukaryota, Fungi, Ascomycota, Pneumocystomycetes, Pneumocystales, Pneumocystaceae.
UAUUUUAGAAGAGCAUUAGUUUAUAUACUCAAACAAAAUAUGUAUGAAAAAGAUGUAAAGUCAAAUACAUCAUCUGACUUACAUCCAAGCAUACAUAAUAAAUCAAAAGAAUCAUCAUCUUGUUUGCGGCCGCCUUCUAUAAAAGUUCAGUCAUCUUAUAAAACUCAUAUUGCACCAGGAUAUUCGACAUUAGGUAUGUUUUUUUCUCUAUUUUCAUGUUCGCAAAUAUUCCAAAUAUAUUAGAUUGGGAGCAGUUGAAACGUUCAUCCAAUUUUCCCCGUAGGAUUACGGCACCUUAUUUAUCUAUUACACAAGCGGAACUUAAAAAACAUUGUCAUUUAAAUGAUGCUUGGAUAGUAUUAAAUGGUAAAGUUUAUGAUAUAACACCUUAUAUACCUUUUCACCCAGGAGGAAAUGAAAUUAUGAAAGGUGCAGGUAAAGAUGGGACAAAGUUAUUAAUGUCAAUUCAUCCUUGGGUAAAUUAUGAAUAUCUUCUUGAUGCAUGUUGGAUUGGUUUGUUCACAUAUAAAUGA